AUGUCACGGGAUCCUCAGCUCACGGGCCUACUCCUCUGCGGCAGCAUUUUUAGCAUCGACCAGGUUAAGAUUCAAAAGACCUGGUAUAUCAAUGCAAAGUUCGCAUAG
Molecule: messenger RNA, 108 nt
Organism: Plenodomus lingam JN3
Lineage: Eukaryota; Fungi; Ascomycota; Dothideomycetes; Pleosporales; Leptosphaeriaceae
Source: RefSeq, a predicted model, not a curated record